This is a messenger RNA of Daktulosphaira vitifoliae (grape phylloxera), 1471 nucleotides long. RefSeq lists its product as uncharacterized. The record is from RefSeq and is a predicted model, not a curated record. The coding region runs from base 68 to 1210 and encodes 380 amino acids. NCBI's taxonomy places the organism in Eukaryota, Metazoa, Arthropoda, Insecta, Hemiptera, Phylloxeridae. The transcript has 2 exons.
ACUAUUAAUAAUAAAUUUAUUUUACAGAUUUAUUAGAUUUCAAAUUUUUACUUAUUUAUUUCAAAAAAUGUUAUUUCGAUUCUUCAUUUUAAAUUUUUAUAAUUUUUGGAUUUUAAAUCAAAGUUUGAUGGUUUUCUGUAGUUCAAGUUCAAAUUCAAAUUCAUACAUAGAUAUUGUAAAUGUUAUCAGAGAUUUCAAUUUUAUUCGUCUACAGCAAGGAUGGGAUUUGGAUACGUUAUAUGGUUUCAAGAUCGGUAAAAACAAAUAUGAAUAUUAUAAUAUGAAUAAUAUUUUGUCGAUAAUUAAUGAAGAUAAUUUUGAUGAAAAAAUACCAAGGAUAAACGAAUUAAUAAUUUUUAGAUACACUGAACAUUUGAAAGUAUUUAGACAUUUAUUGAACAGUUUUGUUAAUUUAUGUUACAGUUAUAAGGAUUUAGACUCAGAAUAUUUCAUAAAGUGCAUUGUCAAGUUGAAGGAAACAAUAAGAAAAUCAACUAAAAUGUUUAUAAAAUUUGUAUAUGUCGUUAUUUUCUUAUAUGAUGUCAAUGAUUAUCUAUAUAAGCAGUAUAAUUUAGAGUUUAAAAGUAUUGUUAAUCAUAUAGAGAUGUUGUAUGGUCUGACAUUAAAAUAUUAUCCUAAUAUUCAAAAUAAAUCUAAUGCUAAUAGAGUAUUAAAGAAUGUUGUAAGAUUUUUGCAAAAUACAUUAGAACAAAAAACAUUAGUCGAACUUGACCAAAUAAAUGAUUCCGCAGUAUAUUAUACUAAAAAUUCAGUUAAUGCUACUUUAGUGGUUGAGCAUGGCGUAGACCUGAAUAAUGUAAUAGUUGCUGUCACUAUUAAAAAACAUACAAGACUUUUAAAUUGGUUUUAUAAGAUAGCAGUUAAAGAUGGGUAUUAUGAUUUGGGCUUUGACAAAGUGAUCGUUGGUAAUACUUACAGGCAUAUAAAAUUAGAAAUUAAGGGGCGCCAUAGAGAUUAUAAACCUGAACAUGAAAAUGAUGAUUUUAAUGAAGCAGCAGAAGAUGCAGAAGUAGACGAAGAAGAAGAAGAAGAUGAAAAACUUCAACAACAACGAAUACAACAACAACAAGAAAGAUAUCGAAAACAACAACGAGAACGAGAACAACAUCAACAACAAAAACAACAAUAUAAUUAUAGUUAUGAAGUUUAUAAUGUUGAAGAUUAUAUAUAUGGAGAUGAAGAAGAUUAAUAACUACCAGAUUCUAAUGAUGGUCAAUAAUACUAUCGAAAUUUAGAUACAACGAUUGAUUUCAAUAAUAAAAGUUAUUUUUUUUAUAUUACAGAAAAAGAAAAAUUGUUUAAUAAUUAAGUCAGGUAUUAUUUUAUUCAAUGUAGCUUUUAAUUUAAGAAUGCUAAACAUACAAAAAAAAUUAUUUUUAUUGAUCCAAUGAUGAAACUGCAAAUAAUGUUUAUGACAGGAUUUAAAAAACAAUUUUUUUACUUUAGACAG